AAGUCCAAGGUGUGAGAAAGAUCCAGCUGUGCACUACUAUACUUUUUUUCAUAAUUGUAUUCACGGAAGAUGUCGAGCACUCAGCAGACCUUCAGCUCUGGGAAAGCCCGUGGAGAGGGCCAGGCCAAGGCGGAUCAGAUGCUCCAGUCUGCCAAGGACACUGCCCACUCCAUCACCGGCGGAGCAUCGGACACCCGCCAGUCCGCCCAGGAGAAUACAGAGCAGGCAGCCGGCUUCCUUCAGCAGACCGGAGAGCAAGUAAGGCAGAUGGCACAAGGAGCUAUGGAUGCGGUGAAGAAUGCCACAGGAAUGGGAAAUGCCAAUAGCGGCACCACAACCAGCAAGCAUUAGAUCUUUUCCGGCUUUUGUUAUUUUUGGUUAUUAUGCAAGCAGUUGUUUUGAAUGUCUUGUGUCAAUAAGCUUGGAGGGUUGGAGUGUUCCAAGUCCUGUUUUUUUGUUGAGUUCUGAAUCCUAUCUUGGAUUUCAAUUUUUAGUCGUGGAUUCAAUUUUCUAUGUAGUGAAUUCUCUCUAGCUAUACAAUGCAGUAUUCAUCUAUAUACUGCCUUUGUACCUGCAUUUUACAAUUUUAAUUUAGUAAUCUGCUUGUUAGUAAGAACA
Messenger RNA from Elaeis guineensis (African oil palm), 618 nucleotides. RefSeq lists its product as uncharacterized. NCBI's taxonomy places the organism in Eukaryota, Viridiplantae, Streptophyta, Magnoliopsida, Arecales, Arecaceae. The record is from RefSeq and is a predicted model, not a curated record.